AUGAAUAGUACAACUACAAGCACGAUUCCAAUUACAACCGUAACAACAACAACUACAACUGCUACCCAACAACUAGUACCACUACGAUCAGCUGCUAUUGAUAUUCAUCCAAAUGCAACAUGGAUACAAAAUGGUGUCACUGUGGCUGGAGGAAAUGGAGACGGCAAUGGAAUCAAUCAAUUCUCCUACGCAUUGGGUUUAUAUGUCGAUGAUGAUCAAACUAUUUAUGUCGCUGAUUAUUGGAAUCACCGUAUUGUGGAACGGAAACAUGGUGCGACAAGUGACCAAGUGGUUGCUGGUGGAAAUGGACAAGGAAAUGGAGCUAAUCAGUUAAACUUCCCAUUUGAUGUAAUUGUCGACAAAGAUCGAGAUAGUCUUAUUGUCAGCGAUAAUAAUAAUGAAAGAGUAGUUCGAUGGCCUCGUCGAAAUGGCACUCGUGGAGAAACAAUCAUCUCGAACAUCGGUUGUAUGGGUUUGACAAUGGACGAAAAUGGAUCUGUCUAUGUCGUUGACUGGGGAAAAAAUGAAGUGAAACGAUAUAGGAUUGGUGAUACUAACGGAACAGUAGUUGCAGGUGGAAAUGGAAAUGGAAAUCGUCUCGAUCAACUCUCUGGCCCCCACAAUGUAUUUGUCGAUCGAGAUCAUUCAGUGUACGUGUCUGAUUAUGAAAAUCAUCGUGUGAUGAAAUGGGAAGAAGGCGCAAAACAAGGCAUUGUUGUAGCCGGUGGUGAAGACUAUGGAUAUAGUCUUACACAACUGUCAUAUCCUAUCGGAGUUGUCGUCGAUCAGUUGGACACUGUCUAUGUGGCUGAUUCUUGGAAUGAUCGAAUUAUGCGUUGGCCAAAAGGAGCCACACAGGUAGAGGUGUAAGCCGUGCGGCUGAGCCGCCGCCGCCGCCGAUUAACGGGAAAAAUUUUAAGCCGCCGCCGCCGUGACAGUCGAAAUUUUAAAAAUUUAUAAGCCGCCGCCGCUGAGACACUUUAGUUCCAGCCGCCGCGCCGCCGAGGGCAUUCAGAAUUUUCAAAUUUUUGAGCCGCCGCCGCCGACACCGUUCAUAAACAUCGACAACUUUUUAUCAUUUUUUCCUUAAUUUUGUAUGGGUUAAAAGUUUCAAGUAAUCAUUUCACUUGUUAAUGUCUAUAACAUUAUAUAUAAGUAAAAACCAGUAUUAUAAGUUUCGAUUAACAGAAACAAAAUCAAGCAACAGACUUGUGUGUGCUACGUCGUUCUACUUAUUAACAAACUCGGUGACGGUUUUUCAUCUACUAUUUAUCCUGGUGGUUAUAUUUAUUUUUCAUUUAUUUGUAUUCUCAGUGGUUGUAUUAUUUUUUUCACUUAUUAAUAAUCCUAGUGAUUCCGUUUUAUUCAGUAGCAGUUCAAGUUAUAUUUCCUACUCAAAGUUUGAUGGUUUUACUAUGUAUUGAUGAUUUUGGUAAUUUUUAUUUAUCAUUAUUUUUGGAGUUGCUUUUUCAAUUUUCAGAAAUUUGUAGGUGCUGUUUAUUGAUAAAUAAAUAAUUCUGUUUGUUUUGUUCAUUUUUAGGUUCAUCUUGCAGUUGAAAUGACAAAUGUAUAUUGUGUAAACAAAAACUUUUUUAUCGAGAUGAACCUACCUAAUCUACCAAAACCAUCGUUCGUCUGGAAUCAUUUCGGUUAUUUGCACAAAAAAACCGUAUUAGUUAGCCGAUAAUUAACAUGUUUAUUGCAAAAUUUGGUUUCACAAAUUGAAAAACGAUCAAGCUGAUAUUACUUUUUUCAAUUAAAAAUCUUAUUGGUAUUUAUAGCAAUAUAAGUGGUACAGAAAAUGUGAAAAAUCAUUUAACGGUCUACGAAAACGUUUUUGGACAAAAUAUUUGUUCAUUUUUUUCUCUUAUAAAAGUAUUCUAGUCGAGGGAAAAAAGAGUGAUUAGGACCGGAAUGAUGUGGUCUUUCCAGAUAUAGGCUCAUAAAUUAUGUACCUAUUGUUGCUCCAGAAUAAGUAAGGAUAUCUCUGAAAGGUCUAAAAACACAGUUUGAACACAUCAAUUAUUCAAAAGUUUCUCGACAAUGUUUUGUUCAUAUUUUAUUGGCUUAAGUGUUCUAGGUGAAUGAAAUACUUUAGAUUAGGACUAGAAUUCCGUGCUCUAUCCGAAUAUAGUCUGAGGGAUUGUGUAUCUGUUCUUGUCAUAGAGUAGUGAGGAGGUCUUUGAAUGUUCUGAAAAAGUAAUGUCAGUGGCAAAUAAAAAAGCUUUUGUGACCUUCGUAUGUUUCUUGAGAAAAGCGCUAAAAAUGGUUCAACUUGCAAAUGUUGUAGGACGAAUAAUUCUUUAUAAAAUGUUAUGGCGAACUAAAAUGUACCCUUUACGCAUAUAAAAAUAUGACUGUUUUUGCAAGAACUACAUCUGUCAGAAUCGAAUUCUGAUGAAAAAAUUGAUUUUUUCGAAAAUGCAACUGAACAACAAUGUAAGUAUUUUGUCAGAAAAAAAUUAACCCAAAUGUCAUAUUUUGUAGAACAAACUUUGUUCAAGCUGACAUGUGAACAAAAGAUUCAGCAUGUUAGUUUUGAAUAUCAGUAGCAAGCAUAUGAAGAUGUGCGAAGAAAUUUUCCGUCCAAACGGUUUUUUAGUGUACUCAAAAAGUGAGUACACUACUAAAAUCGGUCUGUGUGUCCGUCCGUCCGUCCGGCCGUUAACACGAUAACUUUCGAAAGGAGAGUCAGAUUGCGAUGAAAUUUUCUACACAGCUUAGUCUUGACAAUAUCUCGGUCGAGUUCGAAGAUGAGAAGGAUCCGCCAAGAAAUGACUGAGUUAUCGAAAAAAUUGUGAUUUUUGACCAGACCAUCCCUGAGGGGGGGUACGGGGAUUUUUCGAAAAAAAAUUUUUUGCUCAUAAUUAUUCACAAAAUACAUAAAUCGACUCAGUUUUUAACGCUGAUUCUGAAUCUGAUAUUAAUUUUGAACUGAAUCAUAGUUUUGUGUACUCAAAAAGUGAGUCCACUAUAGAAUAGUCAGUGUGUCCGUCCGUCCGGUUGGCUGUUUACAUGAUAAAUUUUGACAGCAGAGUCAGAUUGCGAUGAAAGUUUCUACACAGCUUAGUCUUGACAAUGUCUCGGUCGAGUUCGAAGAUGAGAAGGAUCGGCCGAGCUGUUCCUGAGUUAUUGCAAAAAUACCCAUUUUUCCCUAUAGCUUUCUGUGGAAAAAUGGACCCAUCGCGACUUUCGUAAAAGACUUUUCCUAUCAUAGUCAAUUAAAACCCCAACUAUUAUAUACCAUUCGAUAGAGAAUUUCAAGAACUACGAAAUGAUAUAUAAAACAUAAAAAAACAAGAAGAUUGACUUACCAAUGACAAGGACAAUUAAAGAGAACUAGGUUAUAUUUUGGUCCACGAUCUAAUUGAUCCACAAAUAGAGCUUUAUCUUCCGGUCACACUGAUGAUACUUCGAGGUUUUCAGAUAUGGAGAACUCGAAUGUGUACUGCACUUCCAUCGAAAUACUAUUAGUUGCGCAGUGACCAAUAGAAAUGAAGUUAUAGGAAAAACGACUUUCUUAGGGUAAAUCAAGGGAAAGAGUUCAAACUUGAGCUGUAUUCGGUCCCAUGUCCUAUUGGUUUGGCAACGCGCAAUAGAAAUCAACAUUUUAAAUGGUAGAUUUCACAGUAUAAUUUUGAUAUUCAGACAGUCUAGGAUGAUUGAUUUGUAUGAUUCACUUUUUGAAGUACACAUAACUCUCGGAUUUAAAUCCGAAGUUUCCGCAUUUAUUUUAGACCUUUGAAAGGUCUCCUCACUGCUCUCGAGCGAGAAUAGGUACACCAAUUCAGCCCAUAUUUGGAAAGAGCACAAAAUUCUGGUCCUUAGCACUAGUUGUCCACUCGACUAAAAUACUUUUAGAAGAGUCAAAAAUGAGCAAAUAUGUUGCCCAAAAACUUUCCCAUAGACUGCUAUAGUAGUUUUUCUAAACCUCCAGCCGCCGCCGCCGUCGGCGGUAGGAAAAAAAUGACUUUCGAGCCGCCGCCGCCGUGCAGCCCCAGCUAUUCAAAUCUGCGCCGCCGAGCUUUUGAAAAAAAAAAUUUUUUAAUGGCGCCGCCGCCGGACAGCUCAUCGGCUUACACCUCUACACACAGGGAAGUGUGAUUGUUGGCGGAAACGGUCGAGGAGGAGAGUCGAAUCAAUUAACUCUUCCUUCUGGUUUAUCAUUCGAUCAACAUGGCAAUCUCUAUGUUGUCGAUCGUGGCAAUACUCGAGUACAAAAAUUUGCAAUCGAACAGACAACAAUUUAAUGAUGCUUAUUUGUUUGUGUGGUUGAGAAUAAUUUGCAUGGAAUAAAGAAAAAAAGGAUAUUUGCCACCAUUCAAUAAAUAUAUGAGAUAUAUGUGCGCGCGCGACCAGAAAACCGUCCCUCGUGGCGAGAGCGGCGGCUGCUUGGCGAUGCACGAAGAGAGCCAAGCUCACAUGUACACGUAUGCAUGAACAAACAUCGAUCGUGUGAAUUCGAUAGGCCCGUGUCGUGUUGCCACUAUCACCAGUUAAAUUUUCUGGUUGAGAGUACACAAAGUUCUCCCAAUGGAGCUACAUUGGAUGACAAGUGUACCUUAGAAAGAGUAGAGAAUUAGAGAGAAUGAUCUUUGCUCUAUUCGAAUGAUCGCAUGAGAAUGAUUCAUGGCCAGUGAAGCAUUAUCAAAACGAUCAUCUGAAUGAAGUGAAGGACAUGGAACAGAAUAUAGAAAAGGCGAGACCACUUACUUGGUAAUUGCUUGUUUGCUACACGGAAGCAUCGUCAACGAAUGAAUGACCGCUCUUCUUUCUGCCCACCUCUAUUUAUAUCAAUACACAACGCCAAUGCUUCAUCCUGUUGCAUCAUCUUCCUUCUAGAAAGAUUACGAAUGGAAAUGGAAGGUACUAAUUACUUUCAUAUAUAAUUUAGAAUUUAUCAAUAAACAUUCAACGCGAAGGAAGAUCCAGAAAAAUUUCAGUUACUAAAAGUUAGAGGACGAUUUUCUUAGUUAAUACUAUGUUUUCUAAUAAAAAGUGUUCUUACUUGUAUCAGAUAUAGACACGGUCGAUAUUUUACAACUGUUACAUCUAUCUUAAAAAUGAAUCAGUCUUAUAAUAUAUUCUAUUCUUUCUUCUCCAUCAGAGAUGGGCACAGGACAGUCCUGUCCUGUAGGACAGGACGAAGCUAAAAUUUUCGUCCUGCCCUGCCGCCCGCCAGGACAGACACCAGCAGGACGACAGGACAGAACAGGAUGGGGUGUGGGUGUGGGUGUCAGCAAUUGAACAAGAAGAACGUACACCCAUAGUCACAGCCACACCCACACUGCGGACUACAAAAUAGGGUGUAGGUGGUGUGGGUGUGUGGGUGGUCGCGUGUGUAAAGGUAUAGAAAAUUCAUAGUCACACCCCAAGCACACCCACAUUCUACCUACAUAAUGCACAUGGUCUCAAUGUAAAAGCGAUUGAUCCGUUGUGAACUUGCCCUCAUAAGUUUAUCUGAAUUAUCUUUCAUUGCAGUUUGUCCAUGUGUAUUCUGCGUAUUACCUAAUCGCAAUAAAUAUACUUAUCUCGAAAUAUGUAAAGAAUUAAAAAAUUUAGCUACACAAUUAAACAGUUUUUUACUUCCCUGCAAUAUCAUUUACAUCUGAUCCUUAAAAAAAUCUAUUUUCAAUGCAUUGAUAAAGAAAUUUACAUUUGAAUAAUGUAAAGUAUCUUAUUCUAAUACCCAGGUGAUUCGAUCCGACUGUCGGAUUACGUCGGAUUAUAUCGGAUUAUAUCGGAAAAAUUACCGGAUUUUAACGGAUCCGACGGGAACUCGUCGGAAGUUGUCGGCGUCCUAGCCACAGGAUUCCGACAGGAGGUUCCGGAUGUCGGAAUAAUCAGGAUCCUGCGAAAUCCCUGAAACUCCGACACUUUCCGACAUCCAGAACCACUUGUCGGAAUCCUGUGGUUAGGAUUCCGACAAAUUCCGGCGAAUUUCUAUCGGAUUCGAUAGGGUGAAUUCGACCUGGGUAUAUUUUCGAUGUUUUUUUUUCGACGAAAUGAUCGUUCAAUAUUUUCAUCAUUCGACAUUUUUCAUCUCGAUCUUUCUACUGUUUGACAUUUUCUUUUAUUUCGACGAUUUUCUUUCGACCUUUUUCAUUUCGACAUUUUUAGCUUCGACUUUUUUAUAACAUUCAUAUCGUUUAUAUAUUGUUUGGAAUGAUAAUAUCAUUUGUUCUUUCUUGUCUUUCAUCUUAUCUGUGCAGAAACAGAUUUAUUUCCAACUUCUAACAAUGAGUAUAUAAAUACAUCUCGAAGAUAAUUUUUUAUAAUUAAAAUAUAUAUUAUGAUCCUACACUAAAUAAUUUUAAAAUUCCCACUUUCGUUAUUCCUAAUUUGUAGGUGUAAGUGUAAUUUUUGAUUUGCUCUUUUGAAUAUUGAAGUUCUCAAUUGUAGUCAGUUUUAUUCUGUAUUUUCACGUUUUUCUGAAUGGAAGUGCAAAGUACAAAGUGUAAUGAUUAUGAUUCAAUAGUUGAGCCAUUAAAUUCUGAAACAGAUAGUUUAGUGCUACAUGAAAUAAAUAGAAAACCUACUCAUGGAAGAGAAAAUAUGUGGCUAAGAAUGACAACCCAUGUAGAUGGAAAUAAUUGGAAGUUUUACCAAAGAGAACAAUGUCAAUUAGUAAGUAUUAGGCUAAAAAAACAGACUUCAUUUUAUUUCAUACUACACUAGUCGACGAUCUUGACUUCGAUCUGUCCAGAUUCUUGUAGACC
Rotaria sp. Silwood1 is the source of this 6719-nucleotide messenger RNA. NCBI's taxonomy places the organism in Eukaryota, Metazoa, Rotifera, Eurotatoria, Philodinida, Philodinidae. The record is from the annotation of a GenBank genome assembly.